Messenger RNA from Meloidogyne enterolobii, 288 nucleotides. The record is from the annotation of a GenBank genome assembly. NCBI's taxonomy places the organism in Eukaryota, Metazoa, Nematoda, Chromadorea, Rhabditida, Meloidogynidae.
AUGGAAACAUUUAGUGAAGAAAUGUCAAAUAAUUAUGAAAUGUUGGGUAAAAUUGGAGAAGGAACUUAUGGAACGGUUUUUAAAGCAAAAAGUAAAGAAAAUGGGCAAAUUGUUGCUCUAAAAAUUGUUAAAUUGGAUGAUGAAGAUGAGGGUGUUCCUUCAUCUGCAUUACGUGAGAUUUGUCUUUUACGUGAACUAAGACAUGGAAAUGUUGUCAGAUUAAAUGAUGUUAUACAUACCGACAAAACGUUGAAUUUAGUUUUUGAAUUUUGGUUGGCAAUUUUUUAA